UCGCAAGUAACAGAACAAGCAAAAUACAGAAAUGCGUGAUAAAAUGCGUACAACAAGUGACGCGCUUAAGUAUAUAGAAGUGAUUUAUAACCUGCGCAGCAUGGAUCGUCUCUUUUUCUUUCCUUUUCAUUUCUACCUUUUCCAUCCACCAAAUCCUUUCUUGUACUAUUCCCUUGAACGGUGUUAAACAGAUAUGUCGAAUCGAAAUUGGGCAGACCUGCCUUACGAAGUUCUGUUUAAUGUUCUCAAACAUCUUGAAGGAAUACCAACCACUGAUUCCUCUUUAACUCUGAACUCCCUUCUUUACUUGCGCACGCAAAGGAAUUACAUCAAUUGUCAGCUCGUCUGCAAAAAUUGGAAAAUUGUAGCCACUCCAUUUCUGCACAGAAAUAUCCAUGUGAACAGCAAAGUGGUAGUUACUCUUUUGGAGUGGUUGAAGAAGAGUCCCAAACAUGGGACAUGGGUUAGAUACAUAAAGUUCCAAAAAGAGUUCUUAUUCAACAACAACGAUCCAGCCAACGUUUGCAGACAGUUUUUGCGUUUGUGUCCAAGACUCGAAUACCUUGAUUGUGAAGAAAACUUACGAACCAUUGUUUGGUCAAGUAUGUCGACAUUUCGGGACGGUUACUUCGCUCAACUGAAAGAUUUCAUUCAUUGCUGGUCUUGGAAGAAGACCAGUCGACCGCACAAAAUGGUUGAUAUUUCUCUCUACACACGUGUAGCUUACCAAUGCAGGUCUACAUUGAAAAGUCUCUACUUACUUCUCGGUAGUGAAGGUACACAAGUUCUUUCCAAUAUGGCCAUCGAAGAAAUGGGUGUAGUUGGCCACUUUUCAAUAUUGGUUCAUCAGUUGGAUCAAUUUGUUUCCUUAGAAAAAUUGAACAUCUCCUUCAGUUCACCUUGCAGUGUUGAAACAUUGAAAUCCAUCUUGAGCAAAAUACCAAAAUCAGUGCAACAGCUGAAGAUGGAUGAAUUGAACCUUCGAGAUGAUCAACAACACCAACGGGCAAUACUGGAUAUCCUUCCUCAUGAUAAUUCCGUAAAAACUAUCAUCAUAAACGAACUCGUAGUAUCAUCCGCUGCUGUAGAUGUGUUAUCAUUAGUUGUCUUUCCGAAUUUGCAGCACUUGACAGUAGAUACGAUAAGUAAAGAGGACAGGCAAAACGACAUCAGCUGGAGCACUCUGGUGAAACUAUUUAAUAUGCCAUUGUCGUCGUGUAAAAUACAAGUGAAGAAUAACAGUAUAUCGACUGAAGUUCUCCAACAUUGUGUUGAUUAUGCAUCUUCAGUAAAUGGGAAGCAGAAGGUUUUGAAGCUUUCCCACUGCUAUAGUGACGGCAUAGACAAUCCAGAAAAGAAAGGUCUUCAGCUUACAUCGACACAAGAGCAAAUCAUUUUACAAAUGGUAAUUAAUAUCGAACACAUUCAUACCUACAACGUCAACAAAGCUAUGGCAAUACUUAAGCAAUUUGAGCCACAAUUCGUUCACGCUAUUAUGUGUCUGGAUACUGCAAACUAUAAUAUUUGUGAUUCUGGAUCUUGUGGCAUGUACAUAGAUGGUGCAAGUAGGAAUAUAAAAGUCAAUUACUAUAACUGGUUUAUAUUUGAGCAAUUGAUAAAACUCUGUUGCUACCAUGAUCACCCAACGACACUGAUCCUCGAGGACUUUAUAUUAUUUGUUGAACCUCCCAUUACUUUUUGCACACUGAACAAACCCAAAAACAUUGAUAAAAUGGUACUCAAGACAUCUAUGCUGCAUAGCAUUACCUUUCCUUUUAUUUCCUCAGUCAUUCCUGUCAUCAACAAUCUUACCAUUGAAAAUCCUCUGUUCCUCAAUAAUACCGCCUGCCAACUAUCUAUUAGAUUACCAGAAACCAAAAUAAUGCGAACGUUAGAAGUGAAUUGUACAGCCUAUGAUUACGAAUAUCUUUCUUUUUCUUCUUGCUGCCAAAUUGAUUUUAUGAAAUACUUCUCUCCCUCCAAACAAGCAGUCCAAGCUGAUGUACUGUAUCAAGAUAACAAAGCAUAUCACUCACAUCUGAAUCUGUUGUACUCCUUGCAUGAUGAAGAUGACGAUAUUUACAGCACUAGCAGUAGCGAUAGCGACACCGUAGAUCCAAUAGAAAGAACUGGAGACAGUUCUGACGAUAAUUCUGAAGACAGUAUUGAUAACAGCCCUGAUGACACAACCAUGAAUGAUGUAGUUACUGAUGAAAGACCUGUAGCGAUAAGCAAUAUGAACGCGGGACAACAACAGCGGCAACCGUCUGAGGAGGGAGGAAUUAGCAGUCAACUUGCACAAGCUGUUGAUGCCGCUUUGACACUUUCCAGCAGGCAGAGUAGUGUCGCACCCUUAGCCAAUAUUCCAUCUCCACCUUCGAUUGUUAUCCCACCAAAGCCGCCUAAACCACCGAAAAUGAAGCAUUAUUGUUUCUAUAUUGAAUGUGAACUUGUAAAUCAGGUUCAUCUUACUUAACAAUUACGCUACUCCAGUUCUAAACACGCUCAUACCUUAAAGUCAUUCAUCGAUGAUAAAUAGUUGCAUAUAUGUUAUAUUCACAGAUAGCGAAAACAGUCAAUACACAAAAGUUACACUUACUACAUAAAUUGCUAUUGUUUUAGUCCAAAUAU
Molecule: messenger RNA, 2631 nt
Organism: Mycotypha africana
Lineage: Eukaryota; Fungi; Mucoromycota; Mucoromycetes; Mucorales; Mycotyphaceae
Exons: 1
Coding region: 194-2476 (760 amino acids)
Molecular function (GO): protein binding
Source: RefSeq, a predicted model, not a curated record